Messenger RNA from Heterobasidion irregulare TC 32-1, 2538 nucleotides. RefSeq lists its product as uncharacterized. The record is from RefSeq and is a predicted model, not a curated record. The transcript has 12 exons. Bases 1 to 2538 code for a protein of 845 amino acids. NCBI's taxonomy places the organism in Eukaryota, Fungi, Basidiomycota, Agaricomycetes, Russulales, Bondarzewiaceae.
AUGUCAGUGAUGGAGGCUGAGGCUGCCGUUGUUGAGAACGAGGCUGUCAUUCUCUCCCGGUAUACGUUGGCGAUACCGCUUUUCAAUUUCCUUCUUGCCACCCGCUCUUGCAACAACGGUCUAUCGAAUGUCUUCAAUGCGCUCAACACUUUGUCAAAUGACACGCUCGAGGCUAUGUCCAUCAACGAGGUCGGCUCUGGAGUGACAAUCAAAGAUUUACUGCAGGGCAUCCCUGCUGAUAUACCUGCGAGUCUCAUCAUGAAUUUGGGACAACAUACCUGUGACUACGAGUGGCGCGCGGCGGUGGUUUCUGAAGAAGCCAAAGCCACCUUACGACGACUCGCGCCUUCAAUCAUCUCGGGGACAAACACGAUGCACGAAGUCAACGACGCUUAUCAUCCCGAUGGCAAAAAGCUCCGGUUCUCUUUCCAUAACGGGCGAGCGGAGGUCCAAGCGUUCACCGAUGGCCCCAAAGCCACAUUGGUGACCCUGAGGUGUAUAAAAGGCUCACCAUUCUCUCCUCUUUGUCUCCAUCACUCUCUCUUCCUCCCCACCACCACCACUACCCUUGUCCUCUCUCAUGCUGUCCUGCGGUACUCACUGUCCUCUCCGUGCCCUCCUUCAUCUGUACAGGUUAUCAGGCACGAUCGCCCCAGGCACGAUGUCAAGUUCAUAGGCACGAUCGCCUUCAAGCACGACAGCAAGUUCACUGGCUACAUUGUAUCUUCUGGCGACACUGCUCUGGGAUCUGUGGCUUUGGUCUGUGGCAUCGGGCUCUAUCGUUCUCUGGAGGUGGCUUCGACGUCUGGUUGCUGGUCCCGCACCGCCACACACACCUACUUCAAGCUGCAAGAGAUCGUGUCGCCAGUUAGGGGGCGUCAGCCCCCGGUGAGUCCUUACUUCCUCUUCCCGCUGUCGCAAUUACUGAGUCGCCCACACGUCUUACAUUUCCAGAAGGCGGUGGGCGCUUCCUACUCUGUAACGUCAAGUCUGACCCACCUUUCCCCUACCGACCACCACAACGCCGUUGAGCCACUCAACAACACAUCCUACGCAACAUUAUCCACCUUCCCAGCAAUGUCUUGGUGCUAUAAUGAUGGCCGUGACGCCGAGGAAGACCUCUUCACUCCUGGCGCAGGCCCGUCGCGCUCCCAGACCUGUGCCAACGACGAGUCGGACGAGGACACCCACUGUUCCGCACAACCGUGGCCCUAUACCUACAUCGCGCAUGGGGGACACCUGAAUCCCCACGUAUCACUGCCGCCUCCAUCCCUCCCUGUGACCCACCUCGAAGGUCCGACCCCCUUCACACCACACGCGUCCGCCCAGGCCGCCCACUGGGACGACGACAACGACGAGUCGACGGGCGCAUGGCCGUUCCCGGUUCCAGUCCCCGCCACUCAUGCAUACACGGAGGAGGCUCUACGCUAUGUCCCCGUCUCGACCUUCUCAACACGGGUGGAUGCAUUGGACCGUAUUGAGGUCCCUCGGAGGCGCGGCGCGGCGCGUUUCUCCUCGCUGCUGGACGCCGUCCAGCCGAUCCGGGGUCCAUGGAGCGAGAUGGCGCGGGAGAUCGUGGAGGCACCGCGCGACAUCGUCCUUCGGGUGUUGGCCGAGGUGCUUCCGCGGGAGCCCGUCGAGGAGGUCCCGGAGCCCAUCCCAGAGCUGCCGCCAUCACCAGAGACCGCCUCGGUGCCGGUGCCGCAGGCGCACCGUGUGGAUGCGGAGGAGGGGCCGAGCCGGAAGAAGGCGAGGAACGAGAAGGGAAGCGAAGGGGAGGGGGAGGGCCAGGGAGGAAGCCAGGGAGGGAACGGCGCGAAGGCGGAGAGGCGCAUAGUCAGGAGGCCGCGCAUGCCCCCGAUCGCGGGGUGUGGGCUGUUUUCAGUCAGGCUGCAGAGCCACUAUGCGGCGAGAGGAAGAGAGAUGGUGGGGGUGCAAAGCCAGAUCCCUGUGGUCCGUCCACAGGCGCAUGACAGCGCCCCCAAAGAUACUACAAGUACAUCGACGACGUCCACCCACAGGGUGGAGAUCCCCAUAGGUGAGCCAGUCCCCGAGGCUGUACCGCAGUCCAUUGGAGGGCCCUGGACAACGACACCUGGGGAGAAACAGAGAGGCGCGCGAAAGCGCAAGAGGGCUGACCCUCAUGUCUGCGACGGCCCCGACGGGUGUAGCAAGCGGCUGUCGUGCCCGUACGACAUGCCCCGACACAAGGCGACUCUGCGCCAUGGAGGAGUGCGCGAGUUUGCAUGCGACGACUGCCCAGCCCUGUUCGUGCGCAAAGAUGAAGUGCUUCGCCACAUGCGGGAGCACUGCCCAAACAGGGGCAGGAAACAUAACGGCGGGGGCGGUCCCUCGCAGGGCCCGAGACACGAUGGUCUAGAGGGCGGUGGAGGGGGCAUGGGGGGGUAUGGGCUUUCAUCUUCUCUUCGCUCGCUCCUUUGUUUCGCGCCGCACACCAUCGAUGCCUUUGCCGUUCCUUUCACCCUCGUCGUUCUUGCCAUCGUCUCGCGCUUCGGAUCGAUGCGGAUAGGAAGCUGA